Messenger RNA from Cheilinus undulatus (humphead wrasse), 2636 nucleotides. RefSeq names its product v-akt murine thymoma viral oncogene homolog 3b (gene akt3b). Gene Ontology annotation, molecular function: protein serine/threonine kinase activity; ATP binding. The coding region runs from base 746 to 2185 and encodes 479 amino acids. The record is from RefSeq and is a predicted model, not a curated record. Gene Ontology annotation, biological process: protein phosphorylation. NCBI's taxonomy places the organism in Eukaryota, Metazoa, Chordata, Actinopteri, Labriformes, Labridae. The transcript has 14 exons.
UAGGGUCAUUGAGUGUUCCAGCCGCGGUAUUUCCGAGCAUCCCUGAACGCAGCACGAGUCCUCCCAGUCAGAUCUGGCUGAACGUGACGCGCCGACUAGGAGCCGACUCGGAGCCGAGCUGCGGAGGGAGCAGGAGUCGAGCGGGUCUGGCCGUCUGUCCGUGUAUCUGUCCGUGUAUCUGUCUGUCUUUGUGGGACACACUAACCCGACUCGGAGUCCACAGCUAUGGAUCCUUCGCUGUCCUGGUCCUGUUCUCACCGCUGAGGGUCGAUCCUCCGUCGGAUGCUCCAGAGCCACAGAGAAGGAGGAGGAGCGGGCAUCCCUGCCAUUCUUCACCCUACCAGGCUGACUCACUGCUGGAGCGCCUGGACGCAGCAGCAGAAGAAGAAGUUCCACAGAACAGAAGCGAAGGAAAACUGAAACAGCGAGCAAGAAAGAGGGAGGAAGGGACAGAAAGAGUGGAGUAACAAAAAAGCUGAAGGAGGCGAGGAGGAGCAGAAGGAGAGAGGCAGAGGACCAAGAAAGUGAGGUCGGGACGGCGGGCGAGAGGAGGAGAGAGAAAGUGACUGUGGGAAACAGAAGGAUAGAGACCCGGGGGUAACUGAGGUGGGGCGAGAGCAGGCACAGGUAGGUCAGAGGUGAGACAAGAGGCCGGCGGUCCAGCUGCCACCACCCCCUGACAGCUGUCCCUUCACCGUCAGCACACUGGGAGAACUGGGAGGACUGGUGACCAGGAGAAGCCACCAUGAGCGACCAGAACGUCGUCAAGGAAGGCUGGGUGCAGAAAAGAGGUGAGUACAUCAAGAACUGGCGACCGCGUUACUUUCUGCUGAAGACAGACGGCUCUUUCAUUGGCUACAAGGACAAACCGCAGGACUCUGACCUGGCCUACCCGCUCAACAACUUCUCUGUAGCAAAAUGUCAGCUGAUGAAGACGGAGCGGCCCAAACCCAACACCUUCAUCAUCCGCUGUCUGCAGUGGACCACGGUCAUCGAGAGGACCUUUCACGUCGACACUCCUGAUGAGAGGGACGAGUGGGCCGAGGCCAUCCAGAUGGUCGCCGAAUCUCUGGCCAAGCAGGAGGAAGAGGGCAUCCUGUGCAGCCCCACCUCCCAGAUCGAGAACGUGAACGAGGAGGAGAUGGACACCUCCAUCAGCCACUACAAACGAAAGACAAUGAAUGACUUUGACUAUCUGAAGCUUCUGGGCAAAGGCACGUUUGGGAAAGUCAUUCUGGUGAGGGAGAAGGCGAGCGGGACGUAUUACGCCAUGAAGAUCUUGAAGAAGGAAGUCAUCAUAGCCAAGGAUGAAGUUGCUCACACACUCACAGAAAGUAGGGUAUUAAAAAACACUCGGCAUCCAUUCCUAACCUCUCUGAAGUACUCGUUCCAGACGAAGGACCGGCUGUGCUUUGUGAUGGAGUACGUCAACGGAGGAGAGCUGUUUUUCCAUUUGUCGAGAGAAAGAGUUUUCUCGGAGGACCGGACUCGUUUCUACGGCGCUGAGAUCGUCUCCGCUCUAGACUACCUACAUUCUGCCAAGAUCGUCUACCGAGAUCUGAAGCUGGAGAACCUCAUGUUGGACAAAGACGGGCACAUUAAGAUCACAGACUUCGGCCUCUGCAAAGAAGGGAUCACCGACACCGCCACCAUGAAGACUUUCUGUGGAACACCUGAGUACCUGGCUCCUGAGGUGCUGGAGGACAACGAUUACGGCCGGGCGGUGGACUGGUGGGGUUUGGGCGUGGUCACGUACGAGAUGAUGUGCGGCCGCCUGCCGUUCUACAACCAGGACCACGAGAAGCUGUUCGAGCUCAUCCUCAUGGAGGAGAUCAAGUUCCCACGGACGCUGUCGGCCGACGCCAAGUCGCUGCUGUCGGGCCUGCUCAUCAAAGACCCCAACAAACGGCUGGGCGGCGGACCGGAUGACGCUAAGGAGAUCAUGCGACACAGUUUCUUUGGCACAAUCGACUGGCAGGACGUCUACGACAAGAAGCUGGUUCCACCCUUCCAGCCGCAGGUCUCCUCAGAGACAGACACGCGCUACUUCGAUGAGGAGUUCACAGCACAGACCAUCACCAUCACUCCGCCAGAGAAAUACGACGAGGACGGGAUGGAUGCGGCGGACAACGAGCGAAGGCCUCAUUUCCCACAGUUCUCCUACUCAGCCAGCGGGCGGGAGUGAGCGCUCCGGCCCAGCCAGCCAGUAUCGCCCCCAUCCGUGGCCAUUUGAGGAAAACACGUAGCCAUUUUAGGAAAAAAAUACCAGUCUCCCCUCUUUUUCUCCUUCUCUGCCUCCUCACAGACGGGGAGAAGUCUUUUUAGGGACUUUAAAAGAGGUUUUUGCACAGUGGGAUAGACUCCAGCCGGUCUCCCCACACUAAAAAAGAAGUCUCCUACAUUUUCAGCGCUAUUUCCUGCAGAAGGCAAUGUUUUUGUUAUUUAUUUUCUCUCCGUCAGUAUUAAGUCGUCGACCCGGGUUGCAUCUUUCUGUUCGUUUGUCGUGUCUGCCCUUUUUUCUUCUUCUUUUGACUUUUUGCACUUGGUUUGGAAGAGCCGUUUUAGGGAACAAAAAACCAAAAAUGUUGCCUUACGUGUGCAGAUGUUUCGUAUCAUACCGACAGGGUGUUUUUGUU